Ochotona princeps (American pika) is the source of this 1841-nucleotide messenger RNA. RefSeq names its product GPN-loop GTPase 1 (gene GPN1). NCBI's taxonomy places the organism in Eukaryota, Metazoa, Chordata, Mammalia, Lagomorpha, Ochotonidae. The record is from RefSeq and is a predicted model, not a curated record. Bases 45 to 1169 code for a protein of 374 amino acids. The transcript is spliced from 14 exons. Gene Ontology annotation, molecular function: GTPase activity; ATP hydrolysis activity.
AGCCGCGGCGCGUCUCUGUGGUGAGGGGCGGGGCUUGGGCGAAGAUGGCGGCGCUCGCGGCUGCAGCCGAACCUCAGGCGUCUGGGGGUCCUCGCUCCCCGGUGUGUCUGCUGGUGCUAGGGAUGGCGGGAUCCGGGAAAACCACCUUUGUGCAGAGGCUCACAGGACACCUGCAUAGCCAGGGUUCUCCACCCUACGUGAUCAACCUGGACCCCGCUGUGCACGAAGUCCCCUUUCCUGCCAAUAUUGAUAUCCGUGACACUGUGAAGUAUAAAGAAGUCAUGAAGCAAUAUGGACUUGGGCCCAAUGGUGGCAUAGUGACCUCACUUAAUCUCUUUGCUACCAGAUUUGAUCAGGUGAUGAAAUUUAUCGAGAAGGCCCAGAACAUGUCUAAAUAUGUCCUGAUUGACACACCUGGGCAGAUUGAAGUAUUCACGUGGUCAGCCUCUGGGACAAUCAUUACUGAGGCCCUGGCAUCUUCAUUUCCAACAGUUGUCAUCUACGUAAUGGACACAUCACGAAGUACUAACCCAGUGACCUUCAUGUCCAAUAUGCUCUAUGCCUGCAGUAUCUUAUACAAAACCAAACUGCCUUUCAUUGUGGUCAUGAAUAAAACUGACAUCAUUGAUCACAGCUUUGCCGUGGAGUGGAUGCAGGAUUUUGAGGCUUUCCAAGAUGCCUUGAAUCAAGAAACUACAUAUGUCAGUAACCUGACUCGUUCUAUGAGCCUGGUGCUAGAUGAGUUUUACAGCUCACUCCGGGUGGUGGGUGUCUCCUCUGUUCUGGGUACUGGCUUAGAUGAACUGUUUGUCCAUGUCACCAGUGCUGCGGAAGAAUAUGAAAGGGAGUAUCGUCCUGAAUAUGAACGUUUGAAGAAAUCACUGGCCACUGCACAGAGUCAACAGCAAAAGGAACAGCUGGAACGCCUGCAGAAAGACAUGGGCUCUGUGUCCUUGGACAUGGGAGCUGCCAAAGACAGUCUGUCUCCAGUGCUGGACCCUUCUGACUUGAUUCUGACUCGAGGAACCUUGGAUGAAGAGGAUGAGGAAGCUGACAGCGAUACUGAUGACAUUGACCACAAAGUUACAGAAGAAAGUCAUGAAGAGCCAGCAUUCCAGAAUUUCAUGCAAGAAUCAAUGUCACAGUACUGGAAGAGAAAUGACAAAUAGAAGACUUCAGGCAACUCUGUUUCUAGGAGUCUGCAACUUUGGGACUCCAGCUGGAGAUGACUGUGAAGGAGAGUUUUGUUCAGAGUAGCGGUUUCUCUUAAGGAAAUCUUGUGGCUCCAAUGUAAUCAGUGAUAAAAGCUGCCUGGUCUUCAGGCAGAUGCUGGUUCUCCCUUGGCCUGUUCCUGGUGUUAUGCAGGAAAGGACUGAACUGACUGUUCUUGGAAGUCGAUUCUCUUCAAACCUAAGUUCAAGUUUUAUCAUUUGAACUCGAGUACUUUUGCUGCUGAUGUAUGGAAAUAACUUGGGUUUCCUCGUGACUACUUUAAGAUCUCUUUCUGAACUGGAGCUCUGGUUGCUGCUUACCGACAUCCUGCCCUUGACCCUGUGUGAGGAGCUGCCUGUUGGCAGACUUGCAGAGGGGAAGCCUGAGCGGGGUCACAGUGGCAGUGCAUUCCCCUAAGCAACCAGUCAUGUAGAUCCUAGCACAGGUUUGUUAAAGUGGGGAAAACAUGUUUAAUGAGUAAGAAUUCCGUUGCAGUGGUGACUUGGAUAAAGAUGUUUUAACAUUAUUGUAACCUGCCUGUAACAAUUUCAUAUCAGAAAGUAAUUUAAUCAGAUUCAAUUCUCCUGCUCAAUAUGAGGCUUAUUAUUAAAGCCACAUGUCCAAAUCUG